This is a messenger RNA of Argentina anserina (silverweed cinquefoil), 955 nucleotides long. RefSeq names its product ethylene-responsive transcription factor ERF106-like. The record is from RefSeq and is a predicted model, not a curated record. The transcript has a single exon. Gene Ontology annotation, biological process: ethylene-activated signaling pathway; regulation of DNA-templated transcription. Lineage: Eukaryota; Viridiplantae; Streptophyta; Magnoliopsida; Rosales; Rosaceae. The coding region runs from base 53 to 673 and encodes 206 amino acids. Gene Ontology annotation, molecular function: DNA-binding transcription factor activity; DNA binding.
CUCGACCAAAGUCCAUUACUUUAUACCAAGAGGAUAUGCUCUUAGUUUGAAAAUGGCAGCAAUCCAAGAACAAGAUGAGUCAGCUCUCGAGCUCAUCCGCCAACAUCUCUUAGGAGACUUCACCUUCACAGACAGCUUCAUCACCAAUCUCAACUUCGACCGAACCCCAGAACUCUCCUACUUCCAACCCAUCAUCAAAUCCGAGUGCUACUCCGUAUCCGAAUCCGAGUCCACCUCCCCAGUCUCAAACUACAUCAACCCCAAACCCGAACCCGCAACCGAAGAAGAACCCAUGAGCGAGCUGAAGCGAAAGUCGAGCUCUUCUUCCAACUCCAGCUCAUCCACCGGCGAGCAGGGGAGGCAUUACAGGGGAGUGAGGAGAAGGCCGUGGGGCAAGUUCGCGGCGGAGAUCCGUGACCCGGCCCGGAAAGGGAGACGGGUCUGGCUGGGGACGUUUGACACUGAUGUGGAUGCUGCCAAGGCUUAUGAUUGUGCUGCAUUCAAGCUCAGGGGAAGGAAGGCAAUACUGAAUUUUCCGCUGGAGGCCGGAGAGUCCGACCCGCCGAGUAAUACGGGUCGGAAAAGGAGGAAGUCGGUGAAGCAGGAGGAGGCGCCGGAGCCGGAAGAGUUGGAGGUUCAAAGUCGGGUAGAUUGGGAUGGACAAGAAGCUUGAAGCUCAAAGCUCAACUGGGUUCUCAGGAUCGUCUCUACUCUUCUGCUGAUGUGAGGAUAUCAAAGGGUGUGGAUUUGUUAUUACUAGAUGAAUUACUGCAUUGCGAGAUGAGAUGAGAAAUUAGUGAUUUUAGAGACUCGCUAGAAAUAAGAAUGGAAAUUCCUUCAAUGAGACAUGAUGAUGAUGAUGAUGAUGAUGAUGAUGAUGAAUAGAACAUUUUAGUAAACCAAAAGAUCACACAUGUACUUUGACGUUUGAUCGUAAGUGACACUUUAGUAUUUA